UAUAAGCAGAGGUUUUGUUUCAUUCUCUUAGUUGCAUCUACUUAUAGUGGGAUUACUCAAGUGUCUGGAAUCCUGCACAGGGUCUGAGAUGGCAGGAGAAAGUUGUGAGAUCAGUAGUAUCUUUAACAAUUAUAUUACAACAUUAUAUCCACCUGUCCAAGCUCAUGCUGUGUCAAGUGCAGCUUUCACAAAUGAAGACAAUGAGAAGUUACUUACGUUUACUAUACCAGGAACCAAUAGUGAUCUAACAGCAGAGUUAUGGGCCCAGGAUUUGCCACACAUGUGGACACAGCAGCAUGUGUUGAACUGGAUUGGUUAUAAUGUAGAGAGAAACAAGUGGGAUGCCAGAACAAUAGAUUUAACCCAAUGUGAAAUGGAUGGGCAACGCCUAUGUCAACUGAGCAGGGAAGAAAUGACGACAAUGUUUGGUGGUCUUGGGGAUAAACUUUAUGACCAUUUGUGCAAGCUAAAAGAUUCUCCUUCAUCGUCAAUUUCAUGUGACUCUAGUGAUUAUGAAUUAAAGUUCCAUCUUUCAGAUGAAUGCCCUUCUGAAUGGGACCUGAUAUAUGACUAUAUUAAAAAUGAAGACAAUGUGCAGUUUGGAGGCAAGAAAGAAACAGACUUUGAAUUUUGUGAAGAGAAAACAACAUAUCCUGGUCAUUACUCUGAUCCGAUCUCACCUGCCAGCUCAGAGUCCUGUGGAUCUGAAUCUUAUAGCUCACAAGCUGGAUAUUCUGCAGGAAGUGACCUUGACAUGGAGGUUAAAAUAUCUUUGGGAAGAGAUAAUCUACCAAAUUAUACCAACAGUAAUGGAGCUCCAAAUAAAAGAAGGAGGGGCAGACCCCGAAAAAUUAAUGCUGAUAGUACAGAUAUCUUAGAGACUAAGAAAAAUAAGCACUCUGCACGAGGUACACACCUUUGGGAGUUUAUUCGAGAUAUAUUGCUACACCCUGAUUUAAAUGAAGGUCUUUUAAAAUGGGAGGACCGAUCUGAAGGUGUCUUCAAGUUUCUUCGAUCAGAAGCAGUUGCCCAACUUUGGGGACAGAAAAAGAAAAAUUCCAGUAUGACGUACGAAAAGCUCAGCCGAGCUAUGAGAUAUUACUACAAGCGAGAAAUUCUUGAGCGCGUUGAUGGUCGCAGAUUAGUUUAUAAAUUUGGCAAAAACUCUAGUGGUUGGCGGCUAGGAGACAAAGAAUCCUUUGGAUGUUAGGAGCAGAAUGCCAUAGACUAUGUGGAUAACUGUCCACUGUGCAUAUGUUUGUCAGAAUCCAGCCUUGUUUUCAAGGACAUUUUAGUAGCAUCAUUAUUACGGUGCCAAUUACUUAAAGAGCAUCUGUCACCAUGAUCAACCCUAUUAACCCAGGCCUGCUGCCUGGUAGGGUUGAUUAUGGUGAAGUAAAUUAACCUUCUAUUGCACCUAUCUCAUGUACCAUUACAGCAUAAUUAUUACUUCUAUUCUUAUGCAAAUUAUGUGCUCAGAGCAACGAAGGGCUGGCCUCUUCUUAUCCCCUCUGUCCACUGCCCCUCAUGGCCUGAUUGACAGGGUCAGAUAUCCUAGCUGUUUGAAUGCCUGGCCCUGAAAUAUCAGGCUUGUGCUGGUUCAUUUCUGGAGGCUCUCCCUGCUUAGAUCUGAACUGUACUAGCACCGAUGAUGUCAGUCUCCUCCCGGAAAAGAAAAUGCUCAGCUUCACAGAUAUAGAAGGAUGCCUGGUGCUGUCAAUCAGACCAUGAGGAAGAAUGGUGACAGGGGAAAGGAGGAGGUGAAGCAGGACUCUGAAGGACUAGGCCAGUCCCUUGGUACUCUGAGCACUUAAUUAGCAUAAGAAUAAUUUCCUUUACCAUGAUCAACUCUACCUGGCAGCGUGCCUAGUUUAAUAGGCUUGAUCAUGGUGACAGAUGCUCUUUAAGCUGAUAUUUUAGCUUCAGUAGGUUGUUGUGAACCAUUGUACUUUGAUAUUUCAUAUACUGUAUUUUGUUUAUUUUGUUUGGUUGUAGUAAUUUCAGUAAUAGUAAGAAAUCAAGCUGAUGUGAUAAGUUUCAGAACAAACACAAGGAAGAUGGGGAAUGCAUAUACUGUACAUAUAUAUAAUGUAGUCAUUAGCGUUACUAUUUUUAAGCACACAUCUAUAUAGUUCCCUUCUCUAAACACAGAGAUUACCUGUUUCAAACAACAAAUUUCUUUAUACGGCACAUAUACUUAAAGGAGUUGAAGAGUUAAAUAAAAAAAAAAGUGUACAUGUACAAAAAUAACUAAAUAAACCAUAUUUGCUCUUUUUUCUCCCCUGGUGCUUUCAGUGCUGCGUUCCAGUACUGCGCUGCCGCGCUUUGUUUUCCUGGUUGCACUGGUGAUGGCACAUGUACAUAGGUUAACAUGUUGCCACUCAUUGACCUCUGCAGGGAUGUCACUUAUACUGCUGAGGCCAGUGCUUGGCUGCACCGUGACCUGUGUGCAAAGUUGCCGUCAGGAAAAUAUGUCAGAGGUGGAAAAGACUGGAAAAUAGCACUGAAAACAGAAGCAGAGAAGAGGGGUAAGUAAGGAUUCUUUUGUUAUUUUAGCACAUGUAAAGGGGCUGCCUGAGUUUAUAGUUAACAACCCCUUUAGACUUACAUACACUGUAACCUAUGAACAAAUUGUAUACAUUAUUUUAGUCAAUAUUUCCUAAUUUCUAAUUUCUGUAAAUGUAUUCAAGCAGAGUGUCUGAGUGUGUGUGUGUGUGUGUGUGUGUGUGUGUGUUGGGGGGGGGGGGGGAUUCUGGGAAGUUUACCAUGAGGGUAAGAUUUGAAGUCACUUUUCCAUAAAGGUGUAUUUCCAUCUAGGACAUUGAUAGCAUAUUGCCUCCAUUCACUGAAAUGGGAGUUUCGGAAAUAGUCAAGUACUCUACCUCACUUUGGGAGCCACUUUCUGCAGAUAAGAGUGGAUCCAAAAGGUGUCCCACACCUAUCUGACAUUGAUGGAAUAUCCUACCAAUAUGCAAUGUCCUGCAUUGAUGUACUUUGCACUAAAUUUAUCAAACAGCACAUGGUUAAAUUGGUAUAUCAUUAUACAUAACACUUUUGUUUAGAAAUGCUACUCCAAUUUUUCUACAUAAUCCCCCUACUGGAGUGAUAAAUCUGCAGUGAAACUCAUUACAGCUAACAACACACACUUUAACUUCCAUCUUUGCCCAAAAAAUUGCAAAUCUCAUUUUGCGACUUAAAACAUUUAAGGUACUUUCACACUAGCGUUUUCCUUUUCUGGUAUUGAGUUCCGUUACAGGGGCUCAAUACCGUAAAAAAAAAAAAAUGUAUCAGUUUUAUCCUAAUGCAUUCUGAAUGGAGAGCAUUCCGUUCAGUAUACAUCAGGAUGCAUCAGUUCAGUCCCUCUUACGUUUUUCGGCCGGCCAAAAAUCCUGAACACUUGUUUGCCUGGCAUUAAUUUCCAUUGAAAUGUAUCAGCGCCGGCAUUACAAUUGCUGCAUUGACAGAUCCGUUCUUCGGGUCUGCGCAUGCGCAAACCUUUAGAUCUGUGAAAAAAUGAAAUACCGGAUCCGGUAUGACACCGGAGAGACGGAUCCGGUAUUUCAAUGCAUUUGUCAGGCAGAUCCGCAUCCGGAAUCCUCUGCCCCAAGUGUGAAAGUACCCUUAAACACUUUAACAGUGCACACAAUUUAGUUUCUCUGCACUUAUUUACAAAUAUUGCCAAGAAUUUCAAUUGUAAAUAUUGCAGUUUUAUUAGUGAACAUACUUUCAAGUUUGUAAAAUCGUGUAGGCUUUAUUAAGCAAAAUAAACACAUUUUGAAUUAUUAAAUCUGUAGUUUCAAUACAAACUUUUAUGUUAACCCAUAGGAUACCACCAUUGUACAUGUACGACGCUGCUGGAUGUGACUUAAACCCCAGUGCUGUAUAGGCACGGUGGGCUGAUUGGGCAGAUGCAGGAGCUGUGCCCGCCUGAUCAGCAGAAGGGGCCCGGCAGUUACUGACAGAGAAGCCCUUGCUCUAUGCACCGGCAUCGGUGAAAACACAGAUGCCAGCGCAUUAACCCUUAGUAUGCCACGGUCAGCAUUGACCAUGGCAUGUGCAGAGUGUGUGGAAGGAGCUCCCUCCACAUCCUCAUCGGGUCCCCACGCCGCAGUGAUGGUGCCUCAAUGGCUGGGAAGGUGCCUUCUAUGGAAGCCUGUGAGACCCAGCUGGCUGUCAGUGAAAAAUGGCUCUCAGAAAUUGGCAACACCAAAACAAGAUUUUAUUCUGUUCAAAAUGAUUUAGUUUUUUUUUCUUUUUUUAAUUAAAUAUUUUUUUUCUUUUUUAAACAGUGAAAAACAGCACAUUAUAGUAAACAAGACAACCCCCCCAAUUGGCUGUCAUCACAACAGCUCUAUCAAAUAUACCCAUAAUUACAGUAUUAAUUAUAGCUAAACAGUCAUACGUGCCGCUCUCCUUUUUUAUUUCCAUAUCCUCAAACAUUCGAAUUUGUUGAAGGUACAGGAUCCAUUCAUUUAGCGAGGGCGGGGAGACAGAGCACCAGUGUUUAAUUAGAAUAACUUUUGCCGCCAUCAAACCCCUCCUCCAGAUCUGUCUGACCCGGACCGGGAUUACCAUUUCUGGAGCAAAGUAUCCCAAUAUCACAGUCAACAUCCCAGGAUUAUAUGUCAAAGUGGACUACUUUUGUAGGGUUACAAAGACCUGUUCCCAGUACUUUUUUAGUUUACUACAAUUCCAAAGUAACUGGCUAUAAUCCGCAUUCACAUAUCCACAUUUAGGGCAGCAGCAGUCUCGGACUUUAUUUUGGGGAAAUUUUGCUUGCAUUGCUUGCAUUUUUGGUGUAUAAUACAAUCAGUGCAAGAUCUUAAAUUGAAUUAAUAUGUGAGCAUUGGAAAUUGUAGCCUUUCCUACAUUUCUGUAAAUGCUGGUCCACUGUAGUGGAGGGCAAUGCAACUCUUGCUCCCAUAUACAUGGGCUUUUAAAAAGUGUUACAGUUGCCAAUGCCAUUCGGAGUUUGCAAUAUAAUCUAGCUUAACCUUCUCAUCUUUCUGGGCAUAACAAUA
Messenger RNA from Bufo gargarizans (Asiatic toad), 5021 nucleotides. It is a transcript of the gene ELF3, whose product is annotated as E74 like ETS transcription factor 3. Gene Ontology annotation, cellular component: nucleus. Lineage: Eukaryota; Metazoa; Chordata; Amphibia; Anura; Bufonidae. The transcript has 10 exons. The record is from RefSeq and is a predicted model, not a curated record. Gene Ontology annotation, molecular function: sequence-specific DNA binding; DNA-binding transcription factor activity, RNA polymerase II-specific. Gene Ontology annotation, biological process: regulation of transcription by RNA polymerase II; cell differentiation. The coding region runs from base 89 to 1210 and encodes 373 amino acids.